Polistes canadensis is the source of this 16321-nucleotide messenger RNA. It is a transcript of the gene ft, whose product is annotated as cadherin-related tumor suppressor. The record is from RefSeq and is a predicted model, not a curated record. The transcript has 21 exons. Lineage: Eukaryota; Metazoa; Arthropoda; Insecta; Hymenoptera; Vespidae. Gene Ontology annotation, biological process: homophilic cell-cell adhesion. Gene Ontology annotation, cellular component: plasma membrane; catenin complex. The coding region runs from base 120 to 15353 and encodes 5077 amino acids. Gene Ontology annotation, molecular function: calcium ion binding; cadherin binding.
CUGAAAGAGACAAUGAGGAAAAGGAACGACAGGUAGUAGCGGUGGAUCGUAGAUGAUUUAUGCCGACGAGUCGAGAAGAAUUUGGCUAAGGAAGAAGGGUGCGCUGAGGUACCGAAGAGAUGAUCAUAAGAAGAUCGAUGGUCCUAGCCUUGGUCCUGGGAUUGUUGUUGGUGGACCAAAAUGGCGGCCAGGCUAGCAACAACGAGAUGCGCUCGUCGAGCAAAUAUUUUUUACAGAACCUACCUCAAAGAGUUACGCGGUUAGUUCCGCGUAGGUCACCGAUGUUGCCGCAAGAUAGUGCGACAAUGGGAUUGACGAUGCAAAGUAGAGCGGUCGACACCAGAGUUACGCUCGAAGUUAAGGAGGGUGAACCGAAAGGUACCUUGGUUGGUCAGAUACCGGUGAAGCCUGGCUUUACUUAUAGAUUUAAUGAACCACCCCAAGAGUUUGUGCUCGAUCCUAAGACCGGCAAGAUAAGAACAGCUAAGGUAUUGGACAGGGAAGCUCUCAGCACCGAUAGAUUCGACCUAGUCGUACUCUCCAGUCAACCGACCUAUCCGAUAGAAGUGAGAAUUCUCGUAUUGGACAUCAACGACAACGAUCCCGAAUUUCCCGAAUCUAGUAUAGCCGUAAGUUUUUCCGAAUCAGCUGUCGUCGGCACGAAAUUGUUAUUGGACGCUGCCACCGACAAGGAUACUCCCGAAAACGGAGUGACAGAUGAUUAUUUCAUCGUCGAUGGUAAUAAGGAUGAAAAAUUUCGUUUGGAAGUUACGGGUAAUCCGACCGGCGAGACUUCCUACCUUCAUUUAGAAACUACGGGGAAAUUGGAUAGGGAACAAGUAGAAUAUUAUUCUUUAAACAUUUGUGCCAGAGAUAAAGGACACCCGCCUAGAUUAGGUUAUCUUUUGGUUAACGUAACCGUCUUAGACGUUAACGACAAUCCACCGAUCUUUCAACAAAGCGAUUACGUCGUUGCUCUGAACGAAAGUGCACCGGUUGGCACUAAAGUUCUUACCGUUCAUGCCACCGACAAGGAUUCCGAAGAUAAUUCGAAAUUGACGUAUUAUUUGCCCGACACCGAGAGACAGUUCACGAUAGAUCCGGAAACGGGUACCAUCACGACCGCGGAACCUUUGGAUUGUCCCGAACAAAGCUGUGCGACAACGCGCCCAGGUGGAGGCUGUCCAAAGAGCUGCGUCAUAACGGUCUUCGCUCGAGAUCAUGGAUCGCCCAGACAAGACGGUCGUACCUACGUAACGGUUAAUUUAUUGGAUGCGAACGAUCACGAUCCUGAAAUCAAAUUCAGUUAUCUCACGUUAACUGCUGGUUAUGCAACGGUCGAUGAAAAUGCUGCCAAGGAAUCUCUAGUUGCUGCCAUCGCUGUCAUCGACAACGACGAAGGUCUCAACGGCGAGACCACCGUAGAGAUUCGUGCUGGAAACGAACUGGGUCAUUUCAGGCUGGACAACACGCAAAGUUUCGAUAUCGUUCGAGUUAAUGGUAAAUUGGAUCGAGAAGAAAUUCCAAAGUACAAUCUAACAGUCGUUGCCACCGACAAAGGCACGCCACCGAGAUCGGCGACGGCAUAUCUCGUGAUUCAUGUAAACGAUGUCAACGAUCAUGAACCGGUCUUCCAGCAGAGCGAAUAUUCCGCGGUCUUGUCCGAGCUAUCGCCGAUCGGAAGCUUCGUCGCUAGCAUCUCAGCCACGGACGCGGAUUCUGGAUUGAACGCAAGAAUUUAUUACGACUUUGAAUCCGGCAACGAGCAGGGAUGGUUCGCCAUCGAUCAAGAUACCGGUUUGGUUACAACCAUAGCGACUUUGGAUAGAGAAAUUCAAGGUAGUAUCGAAUUACACGUUUCCGCGAAAGACGGUGGACCAAAUCCAAAGUACGCGUCGACUCACCUAAAAGUUACCAUUCUGGAUGAGAACGACGAGGCACCGAGAUUCUCUCAAAAUACCGUUUACGUCAGUUUGUCCGAAAAUACUCCUCCGCAGAGCCUCGUUGCGACGUUAACAGCGGUGGACAACGAUCAAGGUACCAAUGGAAGUAUCGCUUACAGUUUUCAUUCGAGCGUUCUCAGAGAUUAUCCGAAGACUUUCGCAUUGGAUGCUCUAACGGGACAAUUGACAACAAAAAUCAGCUUAGAUCGAGAAUCCAUAGCGGAAUACAGUAUAUUGGUGAUCGCUAAAGAUCAAGGAACGCCUCCUCAAUCAUCGACAGCUACCGUUUUAUUAUCCUUGGAAGAUGUCAAUGAUAAUCCACCGGUGUUUUAUCCCUGGAGAUACUUGAUGUCCGUGCCGGAGAGCGCACCAGUGGGUACUUCGGUUGGAAAAGUCAUAGCAACGGAUGCUGAUGCUAGAGAAAACGCUCAAAUUAGAUACUCCUUAGAAUCCGGCGGGGAAGGAAUUUUUAUCGUCGACGAAAGAACCGGUGAAAUCACUUUGGAAGGUUCUUUAAGAGCCGCGCACAAAACGCUUUACGAAUUAACGAUCUCUGCCAAAGAUACCGGGGAUAAAGUUGCUUCUAGAAACGCCAUGGUCGAGAUUAUACGCGAGGAAGAUCUGGAACAUCUCGAGUUCGACAGUUACAAUGGUUACAACUUCCGCGUGAUGGAGGAUAGGGGCGAAUGUAGUUCCAUGCCAUCUGGCUUUGGUAAGGAAGUUGGAACCGUACAAGUUACUCAGUACGGUAAUUCUAAAGUAACUUACACCAUUCUCUACGGCGAUCCAAAAAGAAACUUCAAGAUAGACGAGGUCACUGGGACGAUCAGUACAGCUGGUUGUUUGGAUAGAGAAAACGUAGGAUUCUAUAGUUUACAGUUAGCCGCCAGAGCCGGACUUGCCUACGGACAGACCCUUGUAAACAUAACAGUCAUCGACGUCAACGACAAUCCACCAAAAUUUCCUAAAGGCGAAGGCGGCGACGAAGUAUACUUGAAAGAAAAUGCUGCUGUAGGUCAAGAGGUUUAUUUGGCGCGUGCCAAGGAUCGUGACGCAGGUGCCAACGCCAGAAUAGUUUAUUCCUUGACUCACAAUCCUGGAGAACAAUUUCGAGUAGCCGAAAAUUCGGGUAUCAUAUAUCUGGGAAAGUCAAUAAGAGCACCGCCCGGUACGGUCUUAAAUUUGGAAGUGACGGCAACGGACUCUGCCGUCCAAUCGCUUUCUGCUCAACAUCAAGUAAGAGUUAUCAUCGAAGAUGUCAACGAUCAUACGCCUGUUUUCAAAUUGACGAGUUACGAGACCUCGUUGUCCGAAUUAACGCCGGUAAACGAUCGUUUCUUUUCGCUUACCGCCACGGACAUUGAUCUUGGUGCUAACGGGAGAGUUUUAUACAGCGUAACCGAUGGAAACGCCGAAGGUCGUUUCGGAAUUUUCCCGGACGGUCAACUUUACGUGAAGAACGUAUUGGAUCGCGAGGAACAAGAUUAUUAUGCGUUGGAAGUGACUGCCAGCGAUCAGGGUAGUCCAUCGAGGAGUUCCGUAGUUCCGGUUGUCGUACACAUUCUCGACGAGAACGACAAUGCCCCGGAAUUCACCAAUUCGAGUUUUACUUUUCACUUGCGCGAAAACGAAUUGCCAGACACGUUCGUCGGUAAAUUAUUAGCCACGGAUCGCGACGUCGGUCGUAACGCCGAUCUCAUGUUUUCUUUGCCAAUCAGCCAACAAGAUUUCCUCGUGGAUCCUAGAAAUGGAUUCAUCAAGUCGUUACGCGUUUUCGACAGAGAACUUUUAGUCAGCAACACCGGCGCCAGUUACGUGACAUUAGAGGCAACCGUUACGGACAACGGGGAAAAUCGUUUGAGAGAUCGCGUCAAAGUCACCAUUUACAUUACCGACGUAAAUGACAAUACGCCACAAUUUCAGAGAUUACCUUACAAAGUGCAAGUGAGCGAAGGGGCAGCUGUGGGUACUCAACUACUUCGAGUUUAUACUACGGAUGCUGACGAAGGUCUCAACGGAGAUGUUUUCUACACUUUAGAAGCAGGCAAUCAAAAUGGAAAUUUCAUGAUCGACGAAGCAACCGGACAGAUUUCUCUCGUCCAACAGCUCGAUCGCGAAGUUUCCAACAGUUAUUUAUUGACCGUAGUUGCGCACGAUGCUGGAUUAGAAACGCGUUUAUCAUCCAGCGCUACCGUAUUCAUAGACGUACUCGAUGAAAACGACAAUGUACCAUUAUUCGUAGAUAACAAAUCGAAAAUUUCUAUUCUCGAGACAACGGCAAUUAAUACGGAAUUAUUAAAAUUCAAAGCGACCGAUAACGAUCUCGGACCCAACAGCGAAUUGACCUUCGCCAUAUCCGCUGGCAACCGAAGGGAUACUUUUUACAUCGAUCCCCUCAGCGGUACUUUGUAUCUAAGGAAACCAUUGGAUUACGAGGAAUUAGAGAAGUACGUGCUCAACAUAACUUGCAGCGACGGUGGACACCCUAGACUCAGCUCGGUAAUGACACUCGUAGUCGAGGUCAUCGACACGAACGACAAUCCUCCGGUAUUCCCGAACACGGCUAUCGUACGACAAAUUCGCGAGGGAAUACCGGUGCAUAUGCCGAUAGUUACGAUAACCGCGGAAGAUCCGGAUUCCGGGGAGAACGGUAUGGUCAGUUAUUCGAUCGUCAGUCAGGAUCCCGAGGAUCAGUUUCGUCGUUUCGGUAUAAAUCCGUCAACCGGAGUGAUUCAUACGUUAUUGCCGAUCGAUCGGGAGGACGUGGACACGUUUAAAUUGGUGGUCGUUGCUACGGAUAAGGCUCAACCGCCUAGCGCCAGAUUAUCGGCAGAAAAAUUGGUCAUAGUGAUCGUAGAAGAUAUCAACGACAACGCACCGAUUUUCGUUAGCAUGUCGGCGGUAAUUCUACCGUUGAAGGGUAACCCCAGUUAUCAGGCACAAAAGGAAGUAGUGGUAACGCAGUUGGUCGCGAAGGACUUGGACUCGAGUACCAACGGGUUGGUCACUUACGAAUUGCUCCGAUCUAGCGUCAAUUAUUCGGACAUGUUCCGCAUACAUCGUACCACGGGUUAUCUAACGAUGCGAUUACCAAGAUCAACGAGGAACUCUCUGGAACGCGUAUCGAAAUAUCAAGUGGGUGUCAGGGCAACCGACGAGGCCGUCCAAGCGGAAAGAAGAUCCUCCGAGACUUAUCUGACCUUGAUAAUGCCUGGGGAGGAUGGCGAGGAUCAACCGAUCUGGGAACAUCGAGGUCAGCUCGAGGGUAGCGUGUACGAAAACGAACCGGUAGGGGCGAGUAUUCUGAGAGUGAGUGCGCGUAGCCGCAGAUCGAACAUCGAUCUCGAGUAUUACGUGACGAACGUGACCGCUGGUAGCGGCGGUCCUCAGGUCGACAGAUUGUUCGACGUCGACACGAAGACAGGUAUACUCUCGACUGCUGCUGCUCUUGACAGGGAAACAGGAAUCCAGUGGUACGAGGUGGAGCUCUACGCUAUCGGAGUUGGCGGCACCAGGCCCAUCACCGCGUCCACAAAAGUUCGCGUGACGGUUUUAGACAAAAAUGACGUGGCACCGACAUGGGGACCAGGUCCGUGGAAAUUUAAAAUUUCCGAAGAAGCACCGCCCAACACCGUGAUUACCGUGUUGAAAGCUUACGAUCCGGACACCAUAGGAACUUUGACAUAUACUUUGGUAUCACCAUUACGACCUAACACCUCUACGAACGAGCACGAAUCAAAGAACGAGAUCGAGAGUCAUUUCAAGUUGCAUCCGACCACCGGCCAACUGAGAUUGGCCGAGGCACUCGACAGAGAAAUCAGAGAAAAGUACGUGCUGAAGGUUCGUGCCGACGAUGGAUUGCAACACACCGACAUAACUUUGACCAUACAGGUGACCGAUACGAACGAUAACGCUCCGACCUUCCACGUGAGCGCUUACUCGUUUGACGUACCUGAGAAUAUGCCGAGGGGAAGUCGAGUUGGGCAGGUCGUCGCAAGCGAUGCCGAUGCGGAAGGUGCUAACAGCCAAUUAAGUUACGCGUUAAUAUCCGAUUGGGCGAACGACGUCUUUUCUCUCAAUCCCAACACCGGCGUCUUCACGCUCACCGCCAGUCUUGAUUACGAACAGAUCCAACAUUACAUCCUGGUGGUCCAAGCAACGGACGGUGGUGUACCGGCGUUGUCCUCAACGGUGACAGUUUAUUGCAACGUCGUUGAUUUAAACGACAACGCACCGAUAUUCGAGGCCGGUCCGCAUGCCGCGGACAUUGUUGAGAAUGCCACCGUAGGUACAUCAGUUUUAACGGUGACCGCCCAAGAUCUGGAUUCUUGGGAGAACGGUAGGGUGAUUUAUGCCGUAGUUGCUGGGGACGAGGACAGUGAUUUUGGUGUCGCAGCGAACGGUACGCUUUACACCAGGAAACCCCUCGACAGAGAACGGAAGCCACUUUACAAUUUAGUUUUGAGCGCAACGGACUCGGCCGUUCCACCCUCUCGUCCUUUGUCCUCGACCGUACAGGUUACCGUGGUGUUGCUGGACGUGAACGACAUGUCCCCGGAAUUCAUAUCACCUACGAAGAUAUCGAUCAUAGAGAAUUCCCCAAUGAAUACCGUGGUAAUGGCGAUAAAAGCUAUCGAUAGGGACGAAGCUAGAAACGGAUACGUCGAGUAUUCCUUGGAGGACGAUAAGCUACCGUUCACUUUGGGCCCGGUCGACGGAUUGUUACGCGUUUCUGGACCCUUAGAUCGAGAGCAAAGAUCAAAUUAUACGUUAGAAGUUACCGCGAAGGAUCGCGGUGAACCAUCUAGGUCUAAUACUACCAGCAUCACAGUCAUGGUAUUAGAUGAGAACGAUAAUUCACCUAUCUUCGAUCCCAGACAAUAUUCCGCAACCGUUGCUGAGAACGCCAGUAUUGGUGCUAGCGUACUUCAGGUAUCGGCAAUGGAUCGAGACGAAGGUGCCAACGGUAGAGUACGAUACAGCAUAGCAAUGGGCGACGAGAAUCGAGACUUUACCAUUUCCGAAGACGGUGGUGCAAUACGAGUUGCAAAGAAUCUUAACUUCGAGCGCAAAGCGAGGUAUCAUUUAACUAUUCGCGGGGAAGAUUGUGCAGCGGAAGUUGGCGAAACAUCGCGCGGCGAUACGGCACAAGUGACCAUCACUGUCCUCGACAUCAACGACAAUGCUCCCCUCUUUCUCGACUCACCUUAUUUGGCACACGUUAUGGAGAACAUGGUGCCGCCAGGUGGAGGAUUUGUAAUCCAGGUUAAAGCAUACGACGCCGACACACCACCGUACAACGAUCAAGUUAGAUACUUCCUGAAAGAGGGUGACACAGAUCUGUUUCGGAUAAAUGCUAGCACCGGAGACAUAUUUCUUCUUCGACCACUCGACAGAGAAUUGGUACCCGAGUACACUCUCACGCUGGUAGCCAUGGACACUGGUUCUCCCCCUUUAACUGGAUCAGGUAUCGUGAAGAUCGUCGUGCUCGACGUGAACGAUCACAGUCCGGAAUUUGCUCGACAAGAAUACAAAGCUACGGUGACGGAGAACUUGCCAGCUGGUACCUGGGUGACAAAGCCUCUGGCCACCGACAGGGACGAAGGCUUGAACGCUAAGAUCUGGUAUAGUUUAUUGGGAGAGAAAGCCGAACGUUUCUCGGCUAAUCCUGAUACCGGAGAAAUUUUCACUCUAGUACCGUUGGAUCGGGAACAAACCUCGGUUUAUCAUUUAACGUUGGUAGCAAGAGAUUCUAGUCCAACCGAGCCAAGAGCGUCCACCGUUAAUUUGACGAUAUUAGUUAAGGACGUGAACGAUAAUGCUCCACGAUUUUUUAGUCCAAGAUACACGGCUUACGUUCCUGGCGGAACCAAGCCUGGUGACUUCGUUUUCGGUGCCAAAGCUACGGACGACGACGACGGUCAAAAUUCUCGCAUAGUUUAUCGUCUACAAGGACAGGAUGCUGAUAAAUUUGUCAUAGAUUCUAACAGCGGUGUGAUAAGGGCUACGCAAGAGUUGACCAGCGACGAAAGUACAUAUCAAUUACAAAUCCAAGCGUCCGAUUGUGGCAUGGAACCGCAAUACGUUACAGCCGACCUAAUGAUACACUUGUGGGAAAAACAACUCUUUCCCAACUUUCGAUCUAACAUUAACACCAGAUUUACCUUGCCCGAGGAUGUGCCCGAAGGAAGAGUGAUCACUAAAUUAAGUGCCACAACACCCAAGGACGGUGCUGCCAGUAAUCUGGUGUAUGGAAUAGCUGGUGGAAACGUUGGGGAUGCUUUGAAGAUCGACCCAAAUACUGGAGAGGUUCUGGUUGCAUCUGGAUUCGAUUACGAGACAGCACCUUAUUACGAAGCUUGGGUCGAAGUCCGAGAUUCCGAUGCACCGGCAUUAAGAAAUGUCGUUCAGUUGCUGGUCAACGUGACCGACGCUAACGACAAUGCACCGAUAAUGGAUGCAUCCAUCUACAAUGCAACGGUACCAGAAGAAGAAUAUCCGCCAUUAUUCGUAUGCAAAGUAUCCGCGAAGGAUCGUGAUUCCGGUGAAAAUGGACAAGUACUUUAUUACUUGGUCGACGAUUUUUCGGAAUCUUUUACGAUAGACAGUUAUACCGGAGAAAUCAGUACGAACGAGAAAUUAGAUCGAGAGGAUAUAUCGUCUUACGAAUUGAUCGUUGAAGCCAGAGAUCAAGGUCAACCGAAAUUAACUGGCACAGCAAUGGUCAUUGUUACGGUACUGGACAAGAACGACAAUCCACCACGUUUCACGAGAUUGUACAGCGUGAAUGUAACGGAAAACGCUGAGAUCGGGACAUUCGUCAUACGUAUCACCAGUAGCGACAUGGAUAUUGGCCAAAAUGCAAAUGUCACUUAUAUCUGUACAGAUAAUCCAGGAAAAAAGUUUUCGAUCGAUGCAAUAAGUGGCAACGUUACGGUGGCUGGUCACUUGGAUAGAGAAGAACAAGAUGAAUAUUUGUUAAAGAUUGUCGCAGCCGACGGAGCAUGGGAAACGGAAACAGCAUUGACUAUUACGAUUCAAGAUCAGAAUGAUAAUCCACCAGAAUUCGACGAAGAAGUUUACUAUUUCCAUUUCCCCGAGUUGCAACCACCUGCAUCGCACGUUGGUCAAGUGACAGCUGUGGACAAUGAUAAACAAGGUCCGAAUUCGGUGAUAUCCUACAGUCUCUUACAACCAUCGGAUCUUUUCACGGUGGAUCCAGCAACCGGUGAUAUAUUUAGCAAAAGAUUGCUCCGUUACAAGCAUACGCAUCGUCCUUCCUCUCCGGAAAAUUUAUAUUCGCUGACGAUAAUUGGAACAGAUAAUGGAAAACCACCAUUAUCUUCAAAAACUGUCAUUCACGUUAGCGUUGUAGAUGCCAAUAACAACACGCCUAAAUUCGAACAGAGAUCCUACCUUUCACCGGUACCUGAGAAUUACGGAGUCGGUAAGAAGAUCAUGCAAUUGAGUGCUAAAGACGAGGCAGAUUUCGGUGCAAAUGCUGAGAUCAGAUAUUCGUUUGUGAGCGUCAACGAGACCGAUUACUUCUCGGUCGAUGAGAAAACUGGUUGGGUUUACGUUCGUCGAAGUUUGACCGGUAUCGCUGUUGGUACAACGUUUGUACUGAAAGCACGUGCCGUGGACAAAGGUGUGCCACCGCAAAAAGACGAAGUGAAUUUGACUUUGGUAAUCUCGGGUGAAAAUCGACACUCGCCAACCUUCGCUGCUGUAAGUUAUCAGGUCAGAGUACCUGAAAAUGAACCAGUCAAUACGACUAUACUAACGAUCAGUGCUGUUGACGGUGAUUCUGGUCCCAAUGGUAUGGUACGAUACAAAAUAUCAGCUGGCAAUGAAAGAAAUGAAUUCUUUGUACACUCCGUUACUGGAGCAGUUACUAUUUUGGAGCCUCUGGAUUACGACCUCGUUCAAAAGUAUAGAUUAAAUAUAACAGCGACGGAUUUGGGCUUCGAACCAAAACAAGCUGUGGCUACAUUGACCGUCACCGUCUCGGAUAUUAAUGAUAAUCCACCAACUUUCAAUCAAAGCGUCUACGAAGCAUAUUUGCCAGAAAAUUCGCCACCAAAUAGUUUUGUAGAUCAGGUAAUCGCUCAUGACAUCGAUUCACCCAAAUAUGCUGUGGUGGAAUACAAGAUUCUAGGUGGUACAGGAAAAGAUCAUUUUCGUAUAAAUGAGAACACAGGAGUGAUAACAUCGGAGAUCAGUUUCGAUUACGAAGAAGCCAACAAAUACACUUUAGACAUAAUUGCAGCUAAUCCAGAUUCUAGUCCCCAAAUGGUUGGCUUUACGAGCGUUCGCGUGCAUAUAACAGGAGUGAACGAGUUCUAUCCCAAGUUCAUACAACCAGUGUUUCACAUGGACGUAUCGGAGAGUGCAGAUGUUGGUACUUCCGUGGGUCUAGUUCAAGCAACCGAUCAGGAUUCUGGAGAAGAUGGUCGGGUGUAUUAUCUGUUCGUUGGUUCAUCGAACGAUCGUGGUUUUACGAUAGGAUCUGAAACUGGUAUAAUAAAGGUUGCUAGGAGGCUCGAUCGUGAGACACAAAAUCGUGUUGUCCUGACAGUAAUGGCAAAGAACAGUGGUGGUAUACGUGGAAACGAUACAGAUGAAGCUCAAGUAAUCAUAUCAAUUCAAGAUGGCAACGAUCCACCGGAAUUUCUUCAGAGCACUUACGAUACCAGCGUAUCGGAGGGUGCAGCUCACGGGACACGUUUACUAACCGUUAGAGCCGUAGAUAAAGACAUAAGACCACAGAACAAUCAGUUCUCCUACUCCAUUAUCAGUGGUAAUCUUGGCCAAGCGUUCAAAGUCGAUCCACAAACUGGCGACAUAGAAACAGCCAAACAACUUGAUAGGGAAACCAUAUCUUCCUAUGAUCUUACCGUCGGUGCCAUAGAUACUGGCUCACCGCCACAAACUGGCACAACUACAGUUCAUAUCGAAAUUCUUGACGUAAACGACAACGGUCCGAUUUUCGAACCACCCGAAGUAAUCGGCUAUGUAAGUGAAAAUGAACCAGCUGGUACCAGUGUCAUGACUCUCAGUGCUACUGAUCCUGAUCUACCACCAAAUGGUGCACCGUUUACGUACAGACUCGUUGGUGGUAGGCAGAGUGAUAUGGUCACGCUUGACAAACAUUCAGGUGUCCUCAGAACAACGAGAAGUUUAGACAGAGAAACUAUGCCACAAUUAGAUCUUGUCGUGGAAGUUGAAGAUUCUGGAAUGCCAAGAAUGAAGAGUGAACAUACAAUUACCGUUAUCGUCACCGAUCAAAACGAUAGUCCUUCGACGUCACGAUCUGUCCAUGUAAUAGUACAUGCAUUCAAUGGUGCUACUCCACUAGGCAAAAUUGCAGAUGUGCAUCCUAACGAUCCAGACAUCACUGGGGUUUACUCUUGCAAAAUCCUACAAAGUUCUAACACCAGAGUUUUAAGUAUUCCAAACGCUUGCGACUUACAUACCAACAAAAUUACACCUGGUAUCGGGUAUUCCCUGAGUAUAUCCGGUAACGACGGCCGUCAUCCUGACGUAACAUCAAAAGUCACCGUAGAAUUCAUUUCCUUUAGAAAUGCAACGAUAGAAAACAGCGUAACCUUACAAAUCAUGAAACUAACAGCUAAAGAUUUUCUGAAUCAACAUUAUCGUGCACUUUUGGAUUUAUUGCAAGAGGAAAUCGACGUCGACGAUAUCGUAACGAUUUUCAGUCUUGGAGAAAGCAAUGGCAAUGCCAAUAUUCAUUUGGCUAUCGAAACUCCGCAAGGUUAUCGCACAAAAUACGAAGUUAGCGAGUUACUGACACGUAAUCGAGAUAAAAUCCAGUCGCUGUUUGAUGGAAAUACGUUUACAAUUGGAUAUUCUCCAUGUAAAAAUAUGCCAUGUGAAAAUGGUGGCAGUUGUACUAGUCGUUUAGCCAUAUACGAUGACGCUAGGAUCACCGAUAGUCAAACAUUGAUUUUAACAUCUCCAAGAAUGUUGCAUGAAAUGAUGUGCAUAUGUAGAGAUGGUUUUACCGGUGAGAAAUGUGAAAGAAGGCAGAAUCCAUGUUCACCGAAUCCUUGCUUAUUGGGUGGUCAAUGUCGCAGAUUGGGAUACGACUUUCAAUGUACGUGUCCUAUUGAUCGCGAAGGAAAAAUAUGUGAAUUGGAAAGAGGGGACGCGUGUGCCAACAAUCCUUGUCGAAAUGGUGGAUCAUGUAGGAAAAGUCCUGACAGUUUUAGCUUCUUUUGUCUUUGUCGUGCUGGUUACAGAGGAAAUCACUGUGAAGCUAUCACAGAUUCGUGCAGACCAAAUCCAUGUUUGUAUGGUGGCCUAUGCGUCGGAGAAAAACCAGGUUACCGGUGUAGUUGUCCACAAGGACGUUAUGGAAGACACUGUGAACGUUCUACUUUCGGUUUCGACGAACUUUCUUACAUGACGUUCCCAGCGUUAGAUGCCAACACUAACGACAUAACCAUAGUAUUUGCUACAACGAAACCGGAUGCUUUGUUGUUAUACAAUUAUGCACCACAAACAGGUGGACGAUCGGAUUUCGUGGUUCUAGAAUUAAUUAAUGGAAGAGUCGUAUUUUCUUAUGGUGGUGCAAGAAGUGCUAUUACGUCGGUAUCGAUAAAGAAUGAUAAGAGCGUGUCGGAUGGGGAAUGGUGGAAAGUAACAGCAACGAGAAAUGGAAGGGUCAUUUCAUUGAGCGUAUCUACGUGCAGAGAACACGGUGACAUUUGUGACGAUUGCAGGCCUGGCGAUGGAAGUUGCUAUGCUGAUGACGUUGGACCAAUUGGGACCUUAAAUUUCAAUAACAAUCCUCUUCUCUUGGGUGGUCUUGAAAAUGUCGACCCUGUAUUGGAAAGACCUGGACAAGUACACUCCGACGAUUUCAUUGGCUGCAUGCAUUCAGUAUCGAUAAACGGAAGAUCUCUAAAUCUGACAAAUCCGCUAGCAUUGCGAGGUGUUAAACCUACGUGCAGUCGAUCGGAAAAAAGUCCUUGCUUGAAAAAUAAUAAAAAUUUGGUCUCUGUUUGCGGACCGAACUCAAAGUGUUACGACAAGUGGCAUCAAGUGACUUGUCUAUGUGGAUCCCUAAUUUCACCUAAUUGUCAUGGCGCGUUUGAGCCUAUCACUUUGAGCGAAAAUGGAUACGUCGAGUUCAAGAUUUCAGACAAGCAUAGAAGAAUACAAUUAUUAGAAUCUCUCUAUGGGGGAUCAACAAUGUGGUACAAAAAUCGUUCGAAACGAACAACAUCGGAAGAAUCAAACAUGUUCACGAUGAAUCCGGUAUCAAAAACGGUUGGUCUUAUGUUCCGUACCAUUAAACCUGAUGGUAUUCUGAUAUAUGCUGCUACGAACAAACACUAUACGUCAGUAGAGCUACGAGGUGGUCAGUUGACAUAUGCGUCGUUAUUGGGUUCUCCCGUUAACAUGACCAUGCACGUCGAAGGUGGACUAGCGGAUGGUAACUGGCACAAUCUAACUUUACACGCUUACUCCCGAGGUUUGAGGUUGCUCCUAGACGGUGUCUCGAAAGGAGACGAAUUAGAUUUAACGAGUAUCCACGAUUUCCUCGACCCAUACUUAUCCGUCCUAUCGAUAGGCGGAGCUAGCCAGAAUUUCUAUCAUGCUCAAAGUGCUGGCGCUAAGAGCUUCGAAGGUUGUCUGGCAAAUUUCACGAUAAAUAACGAGCUCCAACCGUUCAACGGUUCAGGAUCUAUUUUCAAGGAUGCGUUAUACCACGGAAAAAUUAAAACCGGAUGCAGAGGACCGAUAGGCAUUGGCACAGCUACAACACCCAAUCCUCUAAACAUCGGUAUUACCCUAGUCGUAGUGUUUUUCGCUGUCCUGUUAAUAGCAAUCCUCAUCAGUUUCAUAGUUUUCCGUUUGAGACGUCAGAAAGAAAAAUCAGCGUCGUCUGUAGUUAAUAAAAAUACGAACGCUAUUAUGACCGGUAAUCCAAUGGUGGGCACGGGUAAUGAUAAUCUCAUGUCGCGUCACGAAAAUACAUAUAUUUCCGAUGCAUCGGAUUUAAGGGGUGUUAGUCACAUGGGUCCGGAAUUGAUAUCGAAGAAGUACAAAGAACGUGAAAUUAAUUCUACGAGCGAACACAGACCUCAAAGGCCGGAUAUAAUCGAACGAGAGGUAACUAAGUCACCACCGAUCAGAGACGAACAUCCUCCUUUACCUCCACCGACCCAAACAUCUCUUCACUCGCACGAACACAAUCAGGAACCUGACAUGCCAGAACAUUAUGAUCUCGAAAAUGCGAGUUCCAUCGCUCCGAGUGACAUCGAUAUAGUUUAUCAUUACAAAGGUUAUAGAGAUGGCAUGAGAAAAUACAAAGCAACCCCACCGCCCAUUGGGAAUUACGGAAAUCAUCACAAACACACUGGACAACAACACAGACACACUGGCCCGUUUCCACCACGAGCGAUGCCACCACCAAACGUAAAUCAACCGCCUGGACCAGCACCGAAACUAUUACAAAGUACACCUUUAGCUAGGCUAUCGCCGAGCAGCGAGUUAUCCGCUCAACAGCCAAGAAUCCUAACUUUGCACGACAUCAGCGGGAAACCUUUACAGAGUGCCUUACUAGCAACCACUUCGUCUUCCGGUGGUGUAGGCAAAGACGCUUUAAAUUCGAACAGCGAAAGAAGUCUAAACUCGCCCAUCAUGAGUCAGUUAUCGGACUUAACAGCCAGUCGUAAGGCGCCACAAUCCAACAACGAAAAUUCCGUGAACAAUGUAUCAUCCGGACCAAUGGGUUUAACAGCCGAAGAAAUAGAAAGAUUAAAUUCCCGACCUAGGACAUCGAGUCUCGUGUCGACUUUAGACGCUGUAAGUUCGUCCAGUGAAGCAAGAGGGCCACCAACUCAUGGACCACUUCAUCUACACAGACGCCACACACCCCCGGUCGAAAGAUUGGAACGACGAAAUUCCUCUACCACCGACGAAAGUGGGAAUGAUAGUUUCACCUGUUCGGAAAUUGAAUACGACAAUGGUUCGUUGGUCGGUGACAAAAGAUCCGACAAUCUUUUCACCAAACAGGACGACGAGGAAGUCACUCAGCGAACCAACGAAUCAGCUCAAUCAACCAAACCCCCGUUACCACCGAACGUUAAUUACGAUGGAUUUGACAGUUCCUUUCGUGGGUCAUUGAGCACGUUGGUCGCCUCGGACGAUGAUUUGUCAACCCAUAUGGGUGGUCUUUAUAGGCCUACCAAUAAUGGCUCGCCAUCAACCACAACAACCGCACUCAGUUGGGAUUAUCUCUUAAAUUGGGGACCCAAUUUCGAAAGUCUCGUCGGCGUUUUUGUCGACAUUGCCGAGCUGCCGGACAGCGCGAAUCGAGUACCCAAUACCCUUAGACUUCCAGCUAGUAUACCCAAACCUUCGGAGGAAUACGUCUGAUAACAUUGAUUAUUGAUGAUUCAAAUAUUAUUAUCAUUAAUACGUGAGAAUAUUGAUGUUAUUCUCCAAAGAAAAAAGUCUGUCCAUGUAGCGUUCAUUUAAAUCUUCAUUAUUUCUUUAUCAUACACGGAUUUUUGAUACAGAUUGAUGGAUUUAACAAGUCUCCGUGUGAAUUUUUGUAUAUAUAUACAUUUAUAAACGAACGAUAAUAUUCUAAUCAAAAUUACUUUACGCGUUAUAGUUGUAUGUUAUUUAGGAAAUACUUAUACUUUUUAAUAUCUACAGAUCAUCAAUAUAAGCGAAUUUAAAUGAGAUAAAUUAGAUAAAUCUUCUAUAACGAAUUUUCAUAUUCGUCCUAUCAUUUAUCGUCAUCCAAUUAUUUUAAUGCCAUUGCAAACACGGGUACUCGUCCGUAAAAAGAAAAACAAGAAAGAAAAAAAAACUCCCCCCUCCCUCCGCGAAAAGAAGAAAAUAAAAUAAUUGUUACAUUUAGUUACAUAUUCGACACAUUAACACACUAUACAUUUUAUUUUUUUUUCUUUUUAAUAAUAAUUUUUUAAUUACAAGAGUACGUAAUAAAACGCGCGACAAGCAAGUAAAUGAUGAAAAAAUUCAAUGAAUUUGAAAAAAAUUCAAUGAAACGAUAUCUGUAAAUGUUGUAUCUUAAUUUUGAAAUUCUUUUGUCGUUAUAUAAAUAAUUAUAUAACAAAUGUUAACCCUUCCGUUACCCUUUCUAGCGACCCAUAUACGGGUCGUAGAUCAUGCGUAUACUAGUGCCAAUGCAUGUCGAGUAACGAAAGGGUUAAAGAAAGAAAAAGAAAAGCAACAAAAAUUAAUUGAAAGAUUUAGAAGGAAAGAUAGAUUGAUGAUACAAUUCCUUAUUUCUUUUUUUUUAAUGUUUUUCUAAUAAGCUUCGCGUUUAUCGACGCGAGAAGCGCGCCAUCGAAGCUACCAGACUGAUUUUUCAU